Molecule: messenger RNA, 861 nt
Organism: Aethalodelphis obliquidens (Pacific white-sided dolphin)
Lineage: Eukaryota; Metazoa; Chordata; Mammalia; Artiodactyla; Delphinidae
Gene: CUNH3orf86
Product: chromosome unknown C3orf86 homolog
Source: RefSeq, a predicted model, not a curated record
AUGCUGGUUGUUGUAGGUGGAGCCCUCCCUCAGUAUGGACGGCUGAAGACCCUCCUGUGUUGUCUCCAUUUUCUCCUUUGCAAAGAUGUCAAAGAGUUCGGACAGGGGAAGAAACCUCGAUUUUUCUGGGUAAACGAGAUAACUAGAGAAAUCACCUACCCUCCGCUGAGGGCAGACACACCCGCAGCUUCUCCAGCUCCGGUAGAGAAGCCAGGAGAGAGACCCAGAUCUCAGCGCGGGAGCGUGCAGGGGGGAGUCCUCCCGGCGCCCAGGGCUCAGCCAGCACACGCGCAGAAGGCCGCGCCUCCACGCCGUCCCAGGGCUUCACUGGAAGAGACUGGCUCCCGAAACUCCGUCCCAACUACACCGACCCAUCUCUCCCGGCCAAAGCUGGAGCCCGGAGCCCCACGCUGUUCUCAGCAAUUCCUGUCACCAUCUCACCGCCAGGAGGCGCUCCACUGCCAUUCGGCCCCCUUGGGCUAGCGCCUCUGCCACAAGCCUCUACCUUUCCUCCCAGCCCUUCUGUGCGCCCCCUGCACCUUCACCUGCAAGCUGAAAAACGUCCUUACUGGGAAUAACCGAUUUUCCUUCUGAGCCUGAGAGAAUGUGCCGGGGCACGCCCUCUGAGCAUCUGUCUGAGCCAUUGUCGCCUGCCACCUGUACGCCUUCAUGCCCUGCAAGGACCAUUCCGCCUCCCCUGCAAGCACUCAGGACCCUCUGUGGAAUUCUUAUAGGAAUGUGCCCAGUGUUUUCAAACACCAUAUAAAUUUAACUUAGAUUUUGACACAUAAUGUUUUCUAGAACGUCCUUUACCUCUUGAGACAUCUUGGUGUUUUUAGCUCUUUGGGGUUCAAGAAUCCA